GAGAUUAUUAUUAAUUCCUGAUUCAGGAGAAUCAGGAUUCCGUGACAUACCUCUGGAACAAUAACAGUAUUGAUUUUCCACUUUCUACAAAAAGAAAUUCGUUCUGUGCGGAAAAAGUGAAUAAUUUGGGGUGAAAAUGGGCAAUUCGGACGAUAUGUUGUCCAUGAACAACCUCUAUGAGCAUGAUUUGCAUGAUAAUGCAGAGAAUCAAGAUUGUCCGGAUAUUGUGUUCACCUACGAUGAUACUGAUGGCCAUAUGGCCGAAAUUGCAGAGCUCUACAGCUACACAGAGCAUCCUGAGUUCUCGCGGAAUGUUAAGGCAUUCGAGGAUCAAAUGGAGUCCUUCAAUCUCCCACCUAGUUGGCAGAAAUUGUCUGACGAGCAAAAGAAAUCAAUUAUUUUGAAGUUGAUGGAUCAGUUGGACAUGUCAACAAAGAGUGUACGCAUGAAGGCUGCUCGGUGCAUCCUGUACCUAGCCCAGGGAUGCUGGGCUGAGGUACAGUCGGACAGUGAACAGCAACAGAUGGCACGAAGUAAUGUAAUGCUGCUGUAUGAGAUGGGAAUCUUUUCGAUAUUUGUGGAACUUCUGAGUCUUGAGAUAGAGAAUGCAACAACUGCUAAUGUUGCUAUGAGGAAGGUAGCAGUCUCCUUGGCGGAUUCUGUGGAUCUUCGUGUUAUUCUAUCAGUUCUCUACAUCAUCACAGAGGUCAUCCGGAAUGAGAUGACUGGGGAACUCGAGGAAUACAAGCAUGUGGUUGAAAAUUUCAGACAAGAGCUCCUGAAUCCACUUGACGACGAAAUCCUCAUUGUAAAGCUCUUAGUGAUGAUUACGAGAUUCUGCAGUGGAUCAGCACCACACUUUCCCAUGAAGAAAGUGCUGCUGCUCCUCUGGAAGAUUUCUCUGGUCAGUCUUGGUGGCAUGGAAACGCUCAAAAAGGCAAAAAAUGAAUACCGCAAAAAAGCGGGUUUGCCACCGAUGACGGAUGAUACCCUGGAGGUGGGCAAGACAAUGCGGGCCAGCACCCCGCCUGCCCUUGCGUCUGAUAUGAUUGACAAUCAGAAUCCAAAGCGCAAUCGUCCUUUCAGACGAGUACGUACGAACGAUAUGUUGCAAGAGAGUUUGAUGAAGCAGAGCUCACUGGAUGAGCAGGAACAGAUCAACAUGGACGUAGAGACGCCACAGUCAGAGAGUGAGGAGGAAAUUUCGGAGUACUAUCGCACUUAUGACGAUCCCACAUCACUGAAUUCCGACACAUCGAGCACGGGCAAUGGGGCUGAUACGAAAAUGGGGAAUUCCAGUAAGCCCGAUUGGAUGUUCAGCCCAGAGCCACAAUUGCGUGUUGCUAGUCGACUCCCGUGGACGCCGAAGGUGCGUCAGAAGGACAUUGAUAUGUUCCUCACUGUGUCCAGGACUAAAUUUAUCGGGUUCUCGCUUCCGGAUGAGCGAGGGAGUCUCGCUGGGCUGCCGCAGCCAAUCCUUGAGAGUGUGAAGAUACUAAAGAAGCACAUUUACGUCAGCCUGGCAGAUGUGCAGAUAAAGAAGGAAGAGGAAAUUGCACGGAAUCCCGUGUCGACGUCUGAAGGGGAGAUUGAGAUGACUCCCGCGGAAAUACUCUAUCAAGCAAUUCUUCCCAAUCUCCCUCAGUGCAUGAUUGCUCUCCUCAAGAUCCUUCUGGCUGCUGCACCAACAUCCAAGGCUAAAACUGAAAGUAUCAACAUUAUGGCUGAUGUUCUUCCUGAAACAAUGCCCAUUACUGUGACGCAAUCAACAAAGCUGGGAAUUGAUGUGAAUCGUCACAAGGAAAUCAUCGUAAAGGCCGUUUCGGCAAUUCUUCUGCUCUACUUGAAGCAUCUCAAAAUUAAUCAUAUUUAUCAAUUUGAAUUUAUGUCGCAACAUCUUGUUUUUGCAAAUUGCAUUCCGCUCGUGCUGAAAUUCUUCAAUCAAAACAUUACGGAUUAUGUAGGGAGUAAGAACACCAUCCCAAUAAUGGAUUUCCCAGCAUGUGUCAUUGGAGAGCAGCCGGAACUUAAUUCUGACAGUAUGGUCAUUGGGGACUCAGCUCCAUAUUCCUGGCGCAACAUUUUCUCGUGCAUCAACCUCCUGCGCAUACUCAAUAAGCUAAUUAAGUGGAAACAUUCACGCAUCAUGAUGCUGGUUGUAUUCAAAUCAGCACCAAUUCUCAAGCGAACGCUCAAAGUACGGCAUGGGCUAAUGCAGCUCUAUGUGCUGAAGUUGCUGAAGAUUCAAACAAAGUAUUUGGGGCGACAGUGGCGGAAGGUGAAUAUGAAGACCAUUAGUGCAAUCUACUCCAAAGUUAGGCAUCGACUUAAUGACGAUUGGGCUUUUGGAAAUGAUCUCGAUGCUCGUCCGUGGGACUUUCAAGCUGAAGAGUGCACCCUCCGUACGUGCGUGGAUAGAUUCAAUAAUCGUCGGUACCUUUCACCGGGGGCAAAUGGAAGCAAUCGCGGUGCCUCUGGGCAGGGUGAUAUGAUCGAUAUUGACUGGGUGAUUGAAUUCUGUGCGAGUAGUCUGUAUGGGAAUCAAGGGCGUUGCUUGCAGACUGCAGCAGCAUACAGUAUCGACGAUGUAGAGCUGACUGAGGACUUUAAGGAGCAUUACCAUCUCUGGCUUGAGGAGGAAGUCUACAAUAUGAACAUCAAUUGGGAUGCUCUCAUGGUGAAAGUUGAAUAAGCUAAAAAAAAAAUCUCAUUUUCAAUGCUUUUUUUUGUAAAAUGCUGCCCCUCUUUGCAUGCGGGCAAAACAAAAAAAACAUACAAAAUUAUUAAAUUUUAGUGUUUCCCCAGA
This is a messenger RNA of Lutzomyia longipalpis, 2806 nucleotides long. RefSeq names its product striatin-interacting protein 1 homolog (gene Strip). Bases 137 to 2692 code for a protein of 851 amino acids. Gene Ontology annotation, cellular component: cytosol. Lineage: Eukaryota; Metazoa; Arthropoda; Insecta; Diptera; Psychodidae. The transcript is spliced from 8 exons. The record is from RefSeq and is a predicted model, not a curated record. Gene Ontology annotation, biological process: cytoskeleton organization.